Molecule: messenger RNA, 3557 nt
Organism: Magallana angulata
Lineage: Eukaryota; Metazoa; Mollusca; Bivalvia; Ostreida; Ostreidae
Product: potassium voltage-gated channel subfamily KQT member 1-like
Exons: 15
Coding region: 323-2863 (846 amino acids)
Biological process (GO): potassium ion transport; transmembrane transport
Cellular component (GO): membrane
Molecular function (GO): voltage-gated potassium channel activity
Source: RefSeq, a predicted model, not a curated record
UAUCGAGAAGGAAAUCAAACGCUCAUGAGAGGCUGCUGCAGCAGAUAGACAGAUAGGCUGCAUGAUGAGAACGGAAGAUCAAUCCCACGAAACGUAUCUCUGUUCAUGAUAGCGGACUGCGAUUUGUAUCAAUAAAUAUACAAGAAGCUGCACAUGACGAAAGGACAAAGAGUAGAAAUUCGGAAUCUCGUUAAUUUUUCGGAGUGCAUGUGCAGGGAUAUUUUUCAAAUAGUGGGGGAAACAUAUUUGGAAGGAUCGUAGCCGCCUGUAUUAAAGGUAGACGAUUGAACUCGCCGACCACCAGCAUCUGCGAGAAGUGAUAAUGAGUAGAAAAUCGAACGUCAAGCUGACUAUCAGCGUAGCAGGCGGAGGAGGUCCGAGUAGCAUCUACCGCGAUCCGAGCUAUCUAGACUGGGUACCAAACAGCCCGAGUGAGUCCGACUCUCCCUCGCCAUCUCCAAAAGGAGGGGGGAAAAAGUUCUUACGAGUUGGAUUUAUGGAUAUGGAAGAGAGUAGUGACAAUAAUUACAACAAAACAAAGAGUGAUGUGGAAAGUGAUAUAAACCGACUGUCAGGCAAAGGAUCCAGGAGUAAAAGAUUUGUAGAACCAAGGAUGUCGUUGUUAGGGAAACCGUUAAAUUAUCGUCAACACAGAAAAGAUGCACGGAUGCGGAGAUUGCAAGCAAAAAUUUACAAUUUCUUGGAAAGACCAAAACAGUUUUUAUCUGUUUUGUAUCAUAUACUUAUGUUUCUCGCCAUUCUGUCAUGUCUGAUCCUAAGUGUCUUAGCUACCAUCGAGGAACUCAACGAAGAAUUCAUCACUCAGAUCGUCUUGUAUAUUGAACCAAUUAUGUUGGUGUGGCUGAUUGCGGAAUUCGGGGUGCGGAUCUGGGCUGCGGGGUGUCGGUCCAGGUACCAGGCGUGGAGCGGAAGGUUAAGAUUCAUGAGGCGCCCUCUAUGCAUUGUUGAUAUGGUUGUGAUAGUUUCCAGUGUCUUUGUGCUCGUACUCGGGGCGGGAAAUCCCGUGUUUGCCGCCUCCACUCUCAGGGGUCUUCGAUUCUUCCAAAUUCUACGGAUGGUCCGAAUGGAUAGACGUGGCGGAUCCUGGAAACUCCUUGGGUCGGUGGUGUGGGCCCAUAGACAGGAGUUACUUACAACGUUGUACAUUGGACUUCUUGGCCUGCUCCUUUUUUCAUUCCUGGUCUAUCUCGCCGAGAAGGACGCUACCAGGCCGAAGUUCAAGAGUUACGCCGACGCCCUAUGGUGGGGGGUUAUCACACUGUGUACAGUGGGAUAUGGUGACGUAGUUCCGACCACCUGGGCGGGAAAACUCAUUGCGGCAUUUUCUGCCAUUUUAGGAAUUUCAUUCUUUGCCCUUCCCGCAGGAAUAUUGGGUUCCGGUUUUGCGCUGAAGGUUCAACAACAACAGCGCCAGAAACACCUUAUCCGGCGCCGCGUGCCAGCCGCUCAGCUUAUCCAGUGUCUGUGGCGCUGUUACGCCGCCGACGCCAACUCCAUGUCCGUGGCCACGUGGAAACCCCACAUGAUCCCUUGUCCAAGUCCUACGUCGGAUCGGCCAUUCAAAACGAACGCCUCUUUCGUGAGUCGCUUCUCCACGCGGCGCAGGGACCGGUCGUGUUCUAGUAACCAUUCAAGUGUGUCCAAUAACCCUCACUCCCCGCUCCUGCCCCGGAAGGACCAUAGCAGACGAGCCAACGGACCGGAAGUCCAUGAGGAGGGAAAUCUGGCCAUUAACAGAAGGAAACAGUACAGACAAGCAGGGAGUCAUUUAAGCUUGGCCACGGGAAUAGCUGAUCAUAAAGUUGACCAUCUCCCGAUCAGGAAGGAGAGUUCCUCGCCAUCUCUGUCCUACAGAGACCCGUAUGAAGAUGACUUUGAUGUUUCUCCAAAAAUGGUUCAAUUAACUGAAACUCACAAAACAGCUAUUAGGUCCUUGAGAAAAAUAAGAUACUUUGUUGCCAGAAGAAAAUUUAAGGAAGCUCUGCGACCUUAUGACGUCAAGGACGUCAUUGAACAAUAUUCAGCAGGUCACGUGGAUAUGCUGGGAAGAAUCAAAAGCCUUCAACAAAGACUUGACGUCAUCCUUGGAAAAGUUGGAAGUAAAAGGAAAGACGUCUACGACUCCAAACAGAGUCUGGCAUCAAGGAUAGUGAAAGUGGAAAGAUCGGUGGAAGAUAUUGAGUCAAAGUUGGAUUUACUCAUAGACUUGUAUAAAGAAGACAGAAAACCGUUAUUACAACAUUGCCAAGACUGUUCUCAACAGAACAACAUGCCAGUAGAGCAUAAUCAAACGGAAGUGACGUCAUGUCUAAAAAAUCCCAUCAUUCCUAAGCCAACAACCCCUCGUUCUAUUCUCUCUGACAAACACUGUAGUGAACCUACUAGUCCAACAAAUGCACGAACUCCCGAUAAAAAGAUGCAAAGAAAUUUAUCAGACCUCAGUCAACGAAUCAAAAAGCGUGUAACAUACAGACUGUUAUCUUUAAACGACCAAUCAUCGCUGGUAAAACAAAAUCCUUCAGGUCCGAAACGACAGAGAAGUGCAUCUGUGGACAGUGCAGAUACUGGGCUCUGUGACACUAAGAAUCACACCGAGGAAGUCUCGGAGAAUGAAGACCAACCGAUAAUAAUCAAAGAUCCGCCACCUCCAAAAAAGAAACUUUCCCGAUUAUAUGGUCAAAAAUGUACAAAUCAAAAUCCAGAAUGCACUGCGGAAUCUGAAGUACCGGUGGUGACUACGGUCACGUCAGAGGAAGUCAGAAUAGACCUCCUAAACAUAAAUCAUAUAGUUCCUGACAAUAUCGACUUGCAAAACUUUCCAGGGUAUAAACCAAAGGCAUAAAUACUUCACCUUUCCUGUCGAUAAUCUCCAGAUGUCAAUGUUGUUUAUUAUGAUAUUUACGUAAAUACCUAAAUUAUAUUGCAUCUAAGUGGCACACAUUUUUUAAUAAGAGUUAAAAUUCAAAAUUUUACUUUCACACCAAUUAUUGGUAUGAAAUACAAGAGUUUAUUCGUAAGAAAGUCUUAGUCCCAGUUUUGAGGAUUUUCAAGAUACAUAUAGAUACAUUCAGUGUUCUACAGUUUCUGUUUACUUUUUAUACCAGAUAAAAAAAUUAUGAAGUUUUCAAACUCAAUACUUUCCUACCACAUACAAUAAAUUACAAUGUAUAUCCAUUAGAGUGUUUUCUUAGUUUAUAUCUGGCUUUAUUUCAUCAAAGAUUUAAAAUAUGUUGACUCUUGUUGUGCGAUAUUUGAUGGUCAGUUUUAUAAAACAAGACAUUCCUCAACUUGUUACGGAUUAUAAAUUAUAGCUUUAUGAAAUCUAUAAAAACUGCAUUUUGCGAAGAAAAUCUUGCAUACCUGCUCAAAUAUUUUCAUUCUUAAAAUUUGAUAUAACUACAUUGUAGUAAUUUUUGGCAUUUUGUUAUUUUUUUAUUUGUUUUCUGAAAAAUAUUUUAUAAAUGAGAACUUUAUAAAAUUAUUGUUAUUAAAUACUGGUUAAUUUUAUCCACAUUGUAUUUGGGAUAUAUAAAGUU